CCAGAGCCCACCAGAGUCCAGGAAGAGAUGAGACUGUGCUGACAGGGAGAAGGAAGCCCGAGCAGGCAGAGGAGCCGGGAGAGGGCUGAGGCAGACAGAGGUGGGGUGGGGUGUUCGCCUUGCCUUCCCUCCAAAGUCGCCUCCUCGUGUCUUCUCUGGUCCACAGCAUCUUUUUUUUGUUUUUACCACCCACUCAUCUCCACCCUAAUAAGAAAGGGCAUGGCCAUAUAAGAAGUUGUGCAGCUUUCCGCUUUCGGCUCAGAGGAGGCAAAGGUGCAACUUUCUUCAAUUGUCCCGAAUCCGGGUUCAGCAGCCUUCACCAUGCUGCCAAAGUGUGACCCCAACGAGAUCAAAGUCGUGUACCUGAGGUGCACUGGUGGGGAAGUCAGCGCCACAUCUGCCCUGGCCCCCAAGAUUGGCCCCCUGGGUCUGUCUCCAAAAACGGUUGGUGAUGACAUUACCAAGGCAACUGGUGAUUGGAAGGGUCUGAGUAUUACAGUGAAACUGAUUCAGAACAGACAGGCCCAGAUUGAGGUGGUACCUUCUGCUUCUGCCCUGAUCAUCAAAGCCCUCAAGGAACCACCAAGAGACAGAAAGAAGCAGAAAAACAUUAAGCACAGUAGAACCAUCACUUUUGAUGAGAUCGUCAACAUUGCCCAGCAGAUGUGGCAUCAGUCUCUAGCUAGAGAACUCUCUGGAACCAUUAAAGAGAUCACCCAGUCUGUGGGCUGCAAUGUUGAUGGCCGCCACCCUCAUGACAUCAUAGAUGACAUCAACAGUGAUGCUGUGGAGUGCCCAGCUAGUUAA
Cervus elaphus (red deer) is the source of this 807-nucleotide messenger RNA. RefSeq names its product 60S ribosomal protein L12-like. The record is from RefSeq and is a predicted model, not a curated record. The transcript has a single exon. Gene Ontology annotation, cellular component: cytosolic large ribosomal subunit; ribosome. Gene Ontology annotation, molecular function: structural constituent of ribosome; large ribosomal subunit rRNA binding. Bases 322 to 807 code for a protein of 161 amino acids. Gene Ontology annotation, biological process: translation. Lineage: Eukaryota; Metazoa; Chordata; Mammalia; Artiodactyla; Cervidae.